AUGAAUUUCUUCAAAUCCAUUCUGUCAGAGGAUUCGGUUCCUCCAAAACGCGAAAACCCCCAUGACCCGGAAUCCGAAUCCCCGCUGCAGAGGAAUAAGGAUCCGGAUGAUGUCGGUCAGGAUCCAGUUCACAUAGACCCGUCACCCAAAAGCCCGUCUGAUUCAUCUGGUGAUGGUGGCAUUGGUGGCGGUGGGUGGAGUUUUGGGGGUCUGAUCAAGACUUUUACGACCCAAUCCGAGUCGGUGCUGGAGACAUACAGGCGGGAUCUUAGGGAAUUCGGAUCAGGUCUCAGGAAGGAGUCCGAGGUCAUCCGAGAAGUUGCCAGCCGCGCUGUGAAGGAACUUCCGGCUUCUCUCGAGGCCGGUGCGUCGGUUGCUCAUGGUUCGUUGGAAUCCGUUGGACAGGCCCUUGAUGGGGUGCUUAAAUCAACUACCGAUAUAAUUUCACAAGGGAAAGAAAGCCUUGUUUCUGGCUCGGAUGUGGAGUCUGAAACGCCUGAAACUAAUAAGAGCUUGAGUUCGGGUCGGUACAGCCGGUUCGAUGCCCAAUUGAUUGCAAUUCAGUCUGAUGCGAACAGUUUCUGCAAAGAUCCAGAGGAUAUUGAGGAGUAUAAGAAGUGGAAAUCAGGUUUUAAAUUGGAGGAGAGGAGCAGUGAACUUGAGGGGCUAAUUGGAGAAAAUGAGGUUUUGGAGAGCCUUUACAAAAGGCUUGUUCCUAGUACUGUUGAUCACGAGACAUUUUGGUGCAGGUACUUCUAUAGAGUGCAUAAGCUCAAGCAGCAAGAGAGCGCGAGGGCUAAUCUUGUGAAGCGGGCAAUUUCUGUUGACGAUGAUGAGGAAUUAUCUUGGGAUGUUGACGAUGAUGAUGAGGAUAAUGGAUGGGAACAAAAGAGUAAUGUGAAAGGAGAACAUAAAGAUGAAUCCAGCAAUGAAGGCUCUGUUGAUAGGAAUCUUAGAUGUGCUGAGAAACAAGAGGGUUCUGGCAAUGUGCAAAAUAAUGAGGAAGGAGAUUAUUCAAUUGUGGAUGAAGUUGACAAGAAUGAUGCAGUUGACUCGAGUAAGAAGAGUAUCAACAAUGUUUCGUCUGAUGAGAAGGUGAAGUCUGAAGAAAUUAAUGAAGUGAAAAAUGAUGAGAAAUUGGAGUCUGAUAAAGUAGCUGAAGAGAAGAAUGAUGUGAAAGUGGAGUCUGAAAAAAUAACUGAAGAGAAGAAUGAUAAGAAAGUGAAGUCAAAUGAGAAGGUAGAUGAGGAGGCAAAGAGUGAAAAGAAUGGUUCUGGUAAAGAAAGUGAGGUGUCAAGUCAUCAAUCUGCUGCAGAGGAGGAUUUGGACUGGGACGAGAUCGACGAUAUUGAGAGCCAUGACGGAAAGAAAGUUAGUACAACUCAUGAGGGGAGUACGAAUAGAGAUGAGUUGAGGAAUCGGUUGAGCAUUGCAGAAGAAGAUGAAGAUUUGAGUUGGGAUAUUGAGGAUGAUGAUGAUGAACCUGUGAAGGCUUAA
Molecule: messenger RNA, 1497 nt
Organism: Fraxinus pennsylvanica
Lineage: Eukaryota; Viridiplantae; Streptophyta; Magnoliopsida; Lamiales; Oleaceae
Source: the annotation of a GenBank genome assembly